Molecule: messenger RNA, 840 nt
Organism: Mesoplodon densirostris (Blainville's beaked whale)
Lineage: Eukaryota; Metazoa; Chordata; Mammalia; Artiodactyla; Ziphiidae
Gene: UPK3B
Product: uroplakin 3B
Exons: 6
Coding region: 1-840 (279 amino acids)
Source: RefSeq, a predicted model, not a curated record
AUGGGGCUCCCCUGGAGGCAGCUGCGCCCCUGGCUGCUGCACCUCGUGGUGCUGGUGUGGCCCCAGCCCUGCAUGAGCCUGGAACUCAUUCCCUACACACCGCGGAUAACAACCUGGGACCUGGAAGGCAAGGUCACAGCCACCACGUUUUCCCUGGAGCAGCCGCGCUGUGUCCUGGAAGGGCAUGCCACUGCUGCCAGCACCGUCUGGCUGGUGGUGGCCUUCAGCAACGCCUCCAGGGACCUCCAGAACCCCCAGACACUGGCUGAGAUCCCAGCCUCCCCGAGGCUGCUGACGGAUGGCCACUACAUGACGCUGCCCCUGACCCUGGAUCAGCUACCCUGUGAGGACCCAGUGGGUGGCAGGGGGGGCGUCCCGGUGCUUAGGGUGGGCAAUGACGCCGGCUGCCUUGCUGACCUGCAGCAGCCACGCUACUGCAACGCCCCCCUCCCCGGCCCUGGACCUUACAGGGUGAAGUUCCUCCUGAUAGACUCCAAGGGCUCACCCCAGGCCCAGACGAGGUGGUCCGACCCCAUCAAUCUCUGCCAAGGGAAGUCCCCAGGCUCCAUUGACACGUGGCCAGGCCGGCCAAGUGGUGACAUGAUUGUCAUCACCUCCAGCCUCUCUUCUCUGGCUGGUCUCCUGCUCCUGGCCUUCCUGGCAGCCUCCAGCGUGCGCUUCUCCAGCCUGUGGUGGCCGGAGGAGGCCCCAGAGCAGCUGCGAACCGGCUCCUUCAUAGGGACGCGCUACAUGACCCACCACAUCCCACCCAGCGAGGCUGCCACGCUGCCCGUGGGCUGCGAGCCUGGCCUGGAACCCCUCCCCAGCCUCAGCCCCUAG